CUGUUGUCCAUGUCCCUAGCUGGAGCAGGUCAGCCGUGUCGAGACUCUCGGAACAACAGUGUCCCGUCACUAGGAAGAUGGUCUCCGGAGACAGAAGGCUGAUCUUUCCGCGUGGGGAGGCACGCGAACACGCUCAAUUCCUCGGGCGGCGCAGGGUCGGCGGCAGGGAGGGCUGCCAACAUCCACCACCACCAUCGCCAUGUCCGCUGCCAAACCGCUGUUGGCUGCCGGACCUGCGGAUGACGGAGGUAUCUACGGCGCUGGAGGUGCAGGAUCGUACGGGUCCGUGAACACUGUGGCAGCGACCUCUUGGUCUCGUCGAUGGCUGAAGCCGUCGCCCAUAUGGAUUCUCGCCUUGUCUGCGACGGCGGCCAUCUCGACGUCCGGCGUCGUCGCGCCCCGCUUUGAAAUAUACACCCGCACAAUCUGCCAGGUCUACGGCGUCGACGCCACCUCCCGUGAAUGUCUGACGGACCCCACGGUCCAGGCGGCUGUGGCACGACUGAUCGCGGUGUUUACAACUAUAUCGGGCCUGCUCACAACACUAACCACCGCAUGGUGGGGCUCUCUAUCUGACCGACAUGGGCGCAUGUGGGUGCUGGGAUUCAACGUCGCGGGCCUCUUGGUGUCCGACAUCAGCUUCCUCAUCGUGGCCGAUUUCUGGGACAAGCUCCCGGGGACGUACUGGUGGUUCGUCAUUGGACCUGCCGUGGAGGGCCUGGUGGGAGCCGUCUCGGUGGCCUCGGUGAUGAUGCACGCUUACAUCUCUGACUGUUCUGACGCCGCGACGCGGUCACGAGCUUUCUCCCAGCUAAUGGGACUUCUAUUCUUCGGCAUGAGCGUUGGGCCCCUGCUGAGCGGCUUCAUAAUGCGCGCGACGCACCGUCUCUUCCCCGUGUUCUACGCGACGACGACGAUCGACGCCAUCGUGGCGCUGUUUGUCUGGUUCAUCAUCCCGGAGUCCCUCUCUCCGUCUGUGAUGCGGGAACGUCGCGCCGCGCAGGCGCAACAGCUGGGCACCCCCGCUCCUGGUGUGAUCAGCAAGCUGAAACGCUGGGGUGCCAUGUUCGACGUCGUCUCUCCGCUCGCGGUGCUGCUGCCGAAGAAGGUCGAGACGCCUAGCAAGGGUAAACGUGUAGACUGGAACUUGACUUACCUGGGCGCGGCCUAUGGAUUUGGAACAUUGGUGUUGGCGUCCGUGUAUCAACAAUUGCAAUAUGCAUCUCUUACUUUCGGAUGGACUUCAGAAAAUAUCAAUUAUUGGAUAGGUGGCGUCAACAUAUCUAAGGCAACCUACCUCACAAUUGUCUUCCCGGGCAUCGUCAAGCUCCUCACUUACAUAUGGCAACCGGCCGGCAAGCCGUCAACGCCUGCGGUGGAAUCCGAGCCCCUCUUCCUCCCCUCUGAAGAGCCAGAGCAGUCUACGACCGUCCCUGCGCCCAAAAAACGCCUCCGAGCUGCGUCCCUGGAUCUAAUACUCGCGCGGGCGGCGCUGGUGACCGACAUCAUCUUCUACGCACUCACGCCGAGCGCAGCCACCGCAGCGCUCUUCGCGGUCUACAGCAUGUGCAUCUCGCUCGGCGCGAGUUUCGGGCCAGUGAUGCAGAGUCUCGGGCUGGAGCUAUACGCACGUCGCGGGGGCGCAGACACGGGUCGUCUGCUGGGCGCGCUCACCGUCGUCUCCGCUCUGAGCUCGCACAUCGUCGGCCCAACGUUGUUUGGGCUGACGUACAUGCGGACGGUGGCGACUGUGCCGGGCGCGAUCUACUUCCUGUGCUGCGCGUCGCUGUUUGUGAGCUUGCUGCUGCUGAUGCUCAUCCGGCUGCGGGGGACAGGCGCGGUUGAGCAGGAGCCAGCGGACACGACCGCGUGGGAGGGGCCAGGUGGAAGGGAGACCGCGGCGGUACCUGCAGAGUAGGCGCUUCGAUGCCGCCACCGGUAAGGUUGGAAGCACGGUAAGAUCGUGGAUUGUGGCGUUGUGUACCUACUAGUAUACUACCAAUAGUCGUGC
Messenger RNA from Trametes versicolor FP-101664 SS1, 2011 nucleotides. Its product is annotated as MFS general substrate transporter. Gene Ontology annotation, biological process: transmembrane transport. Gene Ontology annotation, molecular function: transmembrane transporter activity. The record is from RefSeq and is a predicted model, not a curated record. The transcript is spliced from 9 exons. Lineage: Eukaryota; Fungi; Basidiomycota; Agaricomycetes; Polyporales; Polyporaceae. Gene Ontology annotation, cellular component: membrane. The coding region runs from base 200 to 1918 and encodes 572 amino acids.